CCUACUGGUCCUCUCCUGGUCCAGGUAGCCAGGUAGUUACGACCGGAGCCACCUGCGUCCUCAAGGUCCGAAAACUCUCCAACAACAUCUGCUCCAUAAGGCUGAAUUUUUCCAGGUUCUCGCUCACACCACCUAAUGAAGGAAACUGCUUGAGAGACCACCUGGCUGUAUCGGGACAAAACAUCAACAACUUUAUCCCCAAACUCUGUGGAGAGAAUUCUGGCCAACAUAUGUACAUUGAUGUAGACACUGUACCAGGACCUGUGGAGUUAAGAAUAAACACUGUAGGAAGUGGAUUCGAUCGAGAAUGGGAGAUAGAGGUAACUCAGAUUGAGUGCAACAGCCCUUACAGACCACCCAAUAACUGCCUUCAAUAUUUCACAGGAAGCCAAGGAACCUUUUCCUCUUUCAAUUACGUUCCCAAUUUACCCUCACAGUACUUGAAUAACCUGAACUAUGCUACCUGCAUACGGAAAGAGGCAGGCUUUUGUUCCAUUGUCUACACAACGACACCAACCUCUGCGACACAGUCCUUUGAACUCGUGAACUUUGUCAUCUCUCCAACAGGUGUGGCAACCUCUGUGGUCCCGGCAGGAGAGGCUGGCAUUGGCCUUAUCCAGUGUCCGGAUGAUUUUGUUAUAGUGGCUGGGACCAGACUGUGUGGCGACCGGUUAAAUGACGGUUCGGCUGUUCCAACGCGGACUGACAAUGUCCAGUGACUGACACUACAAAUGGGCCCUUCAUCGUCCAGUUCCGAAGCAACGGCCAAAACGCAGGACAAGGAUACCAGUUAACAUAUCAGCAAAUCCCGUGCUAGCAUUAUAAAUAUUAGUAGAUAUAUAAUUUCUGUAAUAAUCUUGUAUGAAUAAUGUAUAUAAAUGUUCUGUACUUUAUGUAUAUAGAUAUAUAACUGUAAGUGAUCAUGUUGAAAUUCAUUUGUAAAAAGGCAUUCAGUAAUGUGUGAGUUUGUAAUGUAAAAAUCAGAUUACUGUAUUGUGAAAACAUUUAAUAGUUAGUACAUGUAUGUAUUCUUUUUCAAUAAUUAGGGGAGAUAUAACAUACCUGCAGUCUUUAGGUCUUAAGAAUUAUAACCUCUAUAUCACAUAUACAAUGUUUCUAAUGGACAAUUAUUCAUUGAUCAAAAGAUAAUGUAAAAAAUAGGCCUUUUUUAAUCCUGAUUUAUCCACCUGAAGUUAUUUGAAGCAUACAAAAAAAGCUUUUUAUUACUCAUAUCAAUCCCACAAAUCACAAAUAUAUUUACAAUAUUCUGGAUCCUAUCUCAUUGGAAGCUUGUCUGAAUUUGUUUAUUUUCUAUUUGAUUUCAUACAUUAGUUUUGUGUAGUUUGUACCAAUGACUAUUUAAUUGUAAUUUACAGUGAUACAAUGAAUGGCAUUAUGCAUCAAACAUACACAAACCAACAUGCAGUAAUACUGGGUACAUAAUGAAUCAAGGUUAAAGCAUUUUACAAAAUCUGUAAGCCACAUUUCUUAACAAUUAUUCAUAAUUUCAAUGUAUAUACUUAAACAUUUUACAAUAUUAGCUUUCAAGGCUGCAAAACCUGAGAUUUCCAUUCAGCUUUUUUCAUAUGAUUACGCACAUCAAUAUAUUUACCUCCCACCUAGAAAGGGGCUUGAUCCUCAAACCUUUUAAAGGUUGUGUGGUGAAGCAGGUUUAGUACUGCUUGUUCGGAGUCCUUGUCAAGGAAGGUUGUCAUUUGUGUAAAUCUGUGCAUUACUGCAUUAUUUCAUCCUGCAUAUCAGUAUAUAGUAUAAGUUGAGAUAUAUCAUCUACCUGUAAUUACAUAUUUUACUUAUCGGAUAUUACAUAUGUCUCAUAUUUUCCCACUGUUAGUGGAAAAUUGCACUGCUUUGAAUAAAAUAUAAAUAUA
Penaeus vannamei (Pacific white shrimp) is the source of this 1889-nucleotide messenger RNA. Lineage: Eukaryota; Metazoa; Arthropoda; Malacostraca; Decapoda; Penaeidae. The record is from RefSeq and is a predicted model, not a curated record.